Ictalurus furcatus (blue catfish) is the source of this 4026-nucleotide messenger RNA. RefSeq names its product DnaJ heat shock protein family (Hsp40) member B2 (gene dnajb2). Gene Ontology annotation, molecular function: Hsp70 protein binding. The record is from RefSeq and is a predicted model, not a curated record. NCBI's taxonomy places the organism in Eukaryota, Metazoa, Chordata, Actinopteri, Siluriformes, Ictaluridae. Bases 484 to 1692 code for a protein of 402 amino acids. The transcript has 9 exons.
CAGGAGGCGGGAUUUAUGGGCGGGUGAAUAGAGAAGCGCUGGGAGAGCUCACGUUCCCUUGUGUCAGUGGGCGGAGUCAGUGACGUGUCAAAACACUGGCAUGUCUGUUUUUUUUUGUUUGUUUUUUUAGAGCUGUCGCUCAGCUGACGGUGACGCAUCACGGCUGUAGGAGGGGAGGCACGAUCGAGAGACAGAUAUAGAAGCGGGAAGAACCCGCACGGUCUAGUAAAUGACACACAGCGAGCUGAGACGAAGCGUAAGAAUAUAACAGAAUCGCGUGAGACAUCCGUUACAUCCGUUAUAGUCACUGGUCUUCGCAAAGGAUCCGUGUCUUUGGCACGAGCUGUCACCCAGUGCAUUCCAGCGGUUGCCUAGGCAACAUAAUUCAGCCUUGUUUAUUUAGAGAGCGGACGAGGAGAGAAGCACCGGUCCUCCCUGGUGGACACUUCUAAAAAAGAGUGGGUGCAGUGAGGACGGCAAGACAUGGUGGAUUACUAUGACAUUCUGGGAGUGUCACGUAGCGCCUCUCCAGAUGACAUCAAAAAAGCAUACAGGAAGCAGGCCUUGCGGUGGCACCCAGACAAGAAUCCAGACAACAAGGAGGAGGCAGAGAGAAAAUUCAAGGAAAUUGCAGAGGCCUAUGAAGUUCUGUCAGACAGAAGCAAACGAGAAGCAUAUGAUGCUUAUGGCAAAGGUGGCAUGCCAAGCUCAGGCUCUGGUGGUGGCUCUUUUUCCGAUGACUUCCCAGAAUUCAGCUUUACAUUCCGCAGCCCAGACGAGGUGUUUCGGGAGUUCUUCGGAGGCCAGGAUCCAUUCGCUGACUUCUUCGAUGAUUUCUCGUUUGGUGGUAUGCACAGUGGGAUGCGCAGCGCUUUUCAUGGACACCAUGGCCCCUCCAGACUUGGAACCAGCCGCUUCUUCUCCUUUCCCUCAGCAGAUGUUGACUUCACCACCUUCUCUUCUUCCUCACUGGGAGGCUUUGGGACCGGAGGGGGGAAUUUUAAGUCUGUGUCCACUUCCACACGGGUUGUCAAUGGGAAACGUACCACAACAAAAAAGAUCAGAGAGAAUGGGCAGGAGAGAACAGAGAUUGAGGAAGAUGGGGUUCUGAAGUCUGUCCUAAUUAAUGGUGUAGAAGAUGAGAUGGCUCUAGCUCUGGAACUCAGCCGCAGGGAACAGUCUAGGCAGCCUCAGCAGACAGAACAGCGUCAGCUCCCUGCCAACGCUGCCCACUCUAAUCUGGCGAAUCACAACCCCCGAAACAGCACCCAGCGCUCCUUCAGCUCCGCCCCUUUCUUCAAUUACCCCAGUGACAAUGAUGAGGAGGAUGAAGAGCUGCAGAUGGCACUGGCGUACAGCCUGUCCGAGAUGGAGGCCCAGCAGCGGGCAGCCGCCUCCACCCAGGACAUGAUCUCAGGUGCCAGGGGAGGGCGGGGCAAGCAGCGGAAAGGGAGGGAUGCUAUUCACAAGCAUAGAUCAGUGAGGGAUGGGAUACAUCAAUCAGCACAUGAGUCAGUACAAAUCACCUGUUCAUCUUCAGGGGAGAAAGAACCAGGGAAGGGAGGAGUGGGAUUAGAAAAGAGUGCCAGCCCAGAGGAGGUUCUUUUAGAGGAUAGGAAGGGAGAAGAACAAGUUGCCAAUGGUAUCGCUGUGAUGAAAACAAAGAGGAAGUGUCAGUGUGUGGUGUGUUAAUUCAGACUUAGAAGUAAUGCUGCAUCCUAGAGCAGAGGGAGGACAAGCUGUUCAACAUUGAUGCAUGAUAUUCUCAGUAUUAACCCUGUUUAUGGCUGCUGUGUUGAUCUUAACCCUAUCUGAAGUUUUGUGUAGCAUGUUAAAAGAGAGAUGUUUGCCUGUUUCUCACCGAGGGUAAGCCACAGUGUUAAGACGACUGUUUAUAUAUUAUUUUAGUUUGAAUAACCGGACUUGUGCCAAUUUAUCACAGAGAGGAUAGUUCUGCUAACUCAUGGGCUUUAUUUGAAAAUGUAAAUGCUUCAGAAAUGGCACAGUGUACUGAAGCAGUGUAAUAACAAACUUCAUAUAUAUAUAUAUAUAUAUAAAAUGUACACUAAGUAUUUGUUUCAUACUACGUGACGUUUGGUAGACAAUCCGGUUGGUUUGUUUACUGUUAGUUUAUUUUGUCUUCUACUAUAAUAUUGAAACUGACACAGUGCUGAACAAUGAAGUCAGUUUAAGGUACUGAUCAUUUGUAUUAUUCAGAUUAUGAACUCAAACUUGACUGGUGUCAUUAAUCAGACAUAUAAAUGGCAGUUCUGUUUACAUCUACCAUACUAUGGGUAGGUUGCACCAAUAAGGAUUAAUCUUAAAUCUAGAUUAAACCAAGGUUUAUCUAAUAAUUCUGUUGCACCAAACUUUAAACCUUGUUUAAAAAUAAGCAGGCUUACAUUUAAACCAUCACGUUAAUCCUGGAUUUAAUUAAACCUGGAUUAACUAUAAUCUUGUUGCUCCAUCACUUUAAACUCAGAUUUUUAUUUUUUUUAUUGAAAUUUUGUCAUUUUCUCAGCCUGUAUUGGUUAUGCGAAUGAGUGGUUAAUAACGGCAGUUUAAUUUUUUUUUUUACUCAAAGUUUAAAGUUCACGAUCCCUUUGAAGUCACUCCAGUGGAAGUGAGAGAGUUACAUUGUUGCUGUUUAGUUACACUGGAGAAUUCAUACAUUUGCACGUUUAUGUAAUCCGCAUGCACUGCCGCAAUGUUGUCGAUGGCGAAUCCAUCAUGAUGGAGAAAAUGAAUCGCAAAUGGUGGUUUUAAUCGCAAGUUAGAGUUCUAAUCCCUGAUUUGUUAAUCUGUGUUUAAAAUUCAGUGGUGCAACACAACUCGAUUUAAAAUAAAGUCCAGAUCAACAAAUCCUAGAUUAGCUCUAAACUGUGCUUAAUUUAAUCCUUAUUGGUACAACCCACCCUAUGUCUAUUAAAAGGAGGGUUAGUUGAAGAUGUGUUCUUCUAGCUUUUUUUUUUGCCACGGUACUAUUUGGAGUACUUUUCAAGCGAUAGUGUUGAAUGUGUAGAGGAAAUUUCUCAAGCAAUGAGGAAUUUCUCAAAAUGAUGCUACUAUGAAUGUUUAUGAAUGUAUACUGAACAGAGUGCAAAAACAGAAUUUAGGCUGAUUCUCUGUGUCUAAAGAUGUUUGUGCAGUAAUAGUAUGCCUCUUACGCUUAAUGUUAUUCAUCAUAAUGAUGCAAUAAAUCACCCCCCUCUUGUACUGUAACUACAAUCAAACCUUAGGGAAACUAAAAAACACUUAACUCAAGUGCAGUGAAUGUCUGUUUACAAUGAAGAUUGGAAAGGGAGAUUUUGUUAAUGAAUGUGUUGUAGAAUGUAGUAGGUGUGUAUCAGAAUUAAUCAUGCGUUGGGGAUGUUCAGUUCCUUGAGAAUGGUAUAUUUGAUGUGCCAAUUAUUAUCAGUGUUGCCAAAGGUGGUAGAUAUGUCCUGUUGUCAGUCACCUGCUUUUCCAAUAUUAAUUAUAUACAUGGUCAGCAGGUAUAAAGUGUUUGUAGUGCCAAGUUUUUUUUUUACACAAUUGUCAGAUCAAGGGAACGUCGGUUCUCUUAUAUGCAAUAGACACAAUGUAAAAAAAAGGCACAAGUCAAAAUAUAAGAAGCACAUAUUGUUUUUCAGACAUACAGAAUAUUACCAUGUUAAGACAGACUUUUUUUUCAACGAGUGACAAUGUAUGUUUUAUUUUUGAAUAUAAUCUGAAAGUCUUGGAAUGGAAAAAGAUGAAAAGUAUUGUGCGCUCUGGUAUAAUUUAAAUAUAACAUUUUCAUUUUAUUUUUACACUUGUGUUUAAUCUUUCUUGGUUUGCCUGGAUUUGUCAGCACUAUGAGAGAACAAUAAACCUCAGAGAACAAAUUUUAUAAUUUGUUAAACAGUCUUUUGUACAAAAUGUGCUAUAUUUUGACCAUUGAUAAUGCUUUACAUCCCUAGCAGAGACAUUCUCUGGCUUUCUCUUGUGCAUUGAAGCUUGAAAGUUACUGUGUUAAUUGUGUGCAAUAAACACAUAUAAUUUCCA